CAUAAAUCCUCCUUGGGCGUGCGUAAAGUAAAUCACAGUAUUUUUCAGCAACAAGCUCAGUUGGCGAAAAAAGAAGAAGAUCUCAGAGAGCAAGGCAUGUUGGACGAAGAAAGCAUCGGUCGAUAUACCCGAAAUGAAGCAUUGAAAACAGACCCCACUUCCGUCAACAUACCCACUUUGCCCAAGCCUGGCAGCAUGACCAUGGACCUGAGUAGCCGUCAACAGGAAACACGAGAUGUAAAGCAAGAUUUAGUAGAGCAGGAUAGAUUAGGCAUGAUGUCACUUUCAUUGAAUGAUAAGAGUGGUAGUAGCAGGAAAAAGCAACCUGAACCAGAGCAAGAUACGAAUGAGGAACAUUACGCUCGAGAUAGGUUUGGAAAUGCAAAGUCUAUUUCUUCUGAUCAAUAUUUCAAUAGGGAUGUGAAUGAUGACGGGAUAAAUACUGCACGUCUCUCUCAUUUUCAAGGAUCGAAUAGUAUCUCUUCCGAUCAAUUCUUUAAUCGUUUGUCAAAACCUCAGAACAAUACGAUGAAUCCUCUAUCAAAAAAGCUACUGAAAGCGGCGACCAAGGGAGUCAAUAAGUUACAAAAUAUGUUGGCAGACCUGGAGUAG
Molecule: messenger RNA, 612 nt
Organism: Mycotypha africana
Lineage: Eukaryota; Fungi; Mucoromycota; Mucoromycetes; Mucorales; Mycotyphaceae
Exons: 2
Biological process (GO): COPI coating of Golgi vesicle
Source: RefSeq, a predicted model, not a curated record